This is a messenger RNA of Amaranthus tricolor (Joseph's coat), 1077 nucleotides long. RefSeq names its product GDSL esterase/lipase At2g40250. The record is from RefSeq and is a predicted model, not a curated record. Gene Ontology annotation, molecular function: hydrolase activity, acting on ester bonds. The transcript has 3 exons. Lineage: Eukaryota; Viridiplantae; Streptophyta; Magnoliopsida; Caryophyllales; Amaranthaceae. Bases 1 to 1077 code for a protein of 358 amino acids.
AUGAUGAAAACCCUAAUGUUCCUCCUCCUCCUCUUAUUCAUCACCAGCAGCUCCACCGCCGCCUCCGUCUUGCCACCAAUCUCCGCCAUCUAUGUUUUCGGAGACUCGACAGUCGACCCCGGAAACAACGAUUACCUUCCGACGGCCUUCUUCCAAGCAAACCACCGACCUUAUGGUGAAGAUUUCCCGGGUCACAUCCCGACCGGCCGGUUCACUGACGGUUUAAUUGCACCCGAUUUUAUGGCCCAAUUACUUGGUCUAAAACAAUUUAUUCCGCCCUACUUAAAUCGGUCCGUAUCAGACCGUGAUCUGUUAACCGGGGUUAGUUUUGCCUCGGCCGGGUCCGGAUUAGAUGAUCUAACGAUUGAUUUUUCACAUGCACUUGAUCUAACGGAUCAAGUUACAUAUUUUUCGGAGGCUAUAAAGAGAAUGGAAAAUUCAGCGGGUCAAGAGAUAACGAACCGGACCGUAGAAAAUGCAAUGUUUUUAAUAUCGGUUGGGUCGAAUGAUAUGCUAAUUAAUUAUUAUGAUUUACCAACUAGGGCUUUGUUAAACUCUCCUUCAGCUUACUCUGAUUUUCUUCUUUCUAGGCUUAAGCCUAUUAUUCAGUCACUCUACACCCUAGGAGCAAGGCGGUUCGUGGUGGCGGGUUUUCCACCAUUGGGUUGUUUGCCAAUUCAAGUGAGUGUUGGUAGCAUCAUCCCUAAUCCACAUUGGCUACAAAGAGUUUGUGUUGAUCAACAAAAUUCAGAUGCAGAGAUUUAUAAUGCCAAACUCCAAUCCCUUCUUAAUUUGUUGCAAUCUCAAAACCCUCAUGCUAGAUUUGCUUAUGCUGAUAUUUACACUCCUUUGCUUGAUAUGAUUAACCACCCUCAAUCAUAUGGUUUUGAAAGGACACUAGAAGGAUGUUGUGGUACAGGAAUUCUUGAAUCAGGCAGCCUAUGCAACACCAUGGUGGUGACUUGCUCAAAUCCAUCAACUUAUAUUUUCUGGGAUUCAAUUCAUCCCACACAAGCUGCAUAUAAGGUUUAUGCCAAUGCUUUGAACAACACUGUGCUUCCAAAGCUACUUAGUUGA